Molecule: messenger RNA, 1110 nt
Organism: Halichondria panicea
Lineage: Eukaryota; Metazoa; Porifera; Demospongiae; Suberitida; Halichondriidae
Product: BSD domain-containing protein 1-like
Exons: 5
Coding region: 80-1036 (318 amino acids)
Cellular component (GO): cytoplasm
Source: RefSeq, a predicted model, not a curated record
GCUUAGGCUGCUGGAUAAAUCGAGGCUAUGACUUUUGUUGUGGUGAGUAUUAUUUAGACAAAAUUAGCUCAUCUUCUUGAUGUCAACUUCAACUAAAACGGUUAUGGAAGGAUCUUCAAAGCCUGAGCCUGGUCAAGAGUCCAGUAAUUCUGACGACUCCAACUGGUGGUCUUCAUGGCUUAAUUCAGCCAAAGAGAAGUCUGUCAGCGCCCUGAAUGCUACCAAACGUGAUCUCGCAGAAUUUGUCAAUGUUCUUGGCAAAGAUACGAAAGUUGCUGUGUCAGGGGCUAGUCAGAACGUCAAAAGUAUUAUUGAAGGAAAUGAGCCUGCUAAGAACGGGAGUCCUACCACGAGAUCCAAAGUCUCUCCUCCAACAAUGGAGCCACCAUCUGCUCCGUAUGAUCGCUCCCAGGCCCAGUUGUUUGCUGUUCAGAACUCUGCUGAUACUUAUCUGCAGGAGCCAAAAAGAGACAAGUUUGCUGAGUGGGGCUCUGGUUUCAGUGUCCAGACGUACCAGGCCGACAUCUCCAGUCUGCUAGUGAGCUGCCCUCACAUCCGUACCCUCCACUCCCAGCUGGUCCCUGCUCAGGUCUCCUACGAGACUUUCUGGAUGAGGUACUUCUACAAAGUCCAGCUACUCGAAGAGGAAGAGAAGCUGCGGGCUGAGUUGAUGGCCAGAGCAUCCAAACCAAGUGAGGAGCAACUGAAGUGGGAUGAAGAGUUCGAGGAAGUUGGUGUGGAGAGUUUGCCCUUGCCUGACGUAGCUGGUCACCAGCGCUCUGAGUCUUCCUCUGACAGCUUUGUGUGUGUGUCAGAGAGUGCUACCAAUGAGGGGGAGAGGGGCCUCCUGGAGCAGGAGACCUGGGAGGUGGUGGAUGGAGGCUCCUCACCUCAGUCGCAACCCUCACUAAAACAGAGCAAGGAAGAUUAUGAUAUCGAUGACUUGCUGGAGGAAGAUACUGCAGAAGUGACGGAUGAAGCUGAUAAAACAUUGGAAGACUCUAAUUCUUCGGACUGGGAGGAUUGGGAUGACUGAGUAGAUAGUAUCACAUGCAAUACCGAAUCUAAUUUGUUCGUGUUUAUAUAAUUAUGUAUUCAUCUUCAGUUGUA